This is a messenger RNA of Drechmeria coniospora, 807 nucleotides long. Its product is annotated as putative 60S ribosomal protein L31. Gene Ontology annotation, molecular function: structural constituent of ribosome. Bases 1 to 807 code for a protein of 268 amino acids. Gene Ontology annotation, cellular component: ribosome; cytosolic large ribosomal subunit. The record is from RefSeq and is a predicted model, not a curated record. The transcript has 6 exons. Gene Ontology annotation, biological process: cytoplasmic translation. NCBI's taxonomy places the organism in Eukaryota, Fungi, Ascomycota, Sordariomycetes, Hypocreales, Ophiocordycipitaceae.
AUGGUCUCCGACAACGCAGAGAGCGUGGGAGCGAGGGGGUCGGAAGCAGGAAACGUCACUGCAAACGAGCUGGAGGCACUGUGUCAUGGGAGAUUGGGCGACGCACUAGUCCAGGACAAGGACAAUGCGCAAGUACCCAGUCAAAGGUCAUUGUCUUCCCUCAUUGGCUCGCUAUGCUCCACCACCACCAGUUUUCCAGCUGCCCUACAGGCUACGCACAAAGAUUUUGCGGAAUUUGGUAUUCCGACAUCACAACUCCUUAUCGCCAACCGUGAAGCCGAUCAGCAGGUACGAGCAAUCGCCAAUCCUCAACGUGUUUUUCUUGCCGCACGAAGCAGCGGGAGGCCUCCGGACUCUACGGCGUCUCUCUCCUCAUCGCGCGAGCAUCAUCGUCGUCUAGAAGACCUGGAAACUGAUUGGGCCGACGCAGACAUGACGACGAAAGGAAAGAAGCCUGCUGGCAAGCCUCAGCGCUCCGCCAUUGCGGAUGUUGUCGCCCGCGAGUACACCAUCCACAUGCACAAGAGACUACAUGGUGUCUCCUUCAAGAAGCGCGCUCCCCGUGCCAUCAAGGAAAUCAAGGCUUUCGCCACUCAGGCUAUGGGCACCACCGACGUCCGCGUGGACCCUCAGCUCAACAAGAAGGUCUGGGAGCAGGGAAUCAAGGGUGUUCCGUACAGACUGCGCAUCCGAAUUUCCAGACGACGAAACGACGAGGAGGAUGCCAAGGAGAAGCUGUACAGCUACGUUCAGGCGGUGAAUGUCAAGAACCCCAAGGGCCUCCCCACGGUUGUCGUUGAGGAAUAG